UGUGAUGGGGAAAAUCAUCCUUAAGACAGACAUAACAACAAGACCGACAACAUCCGACAAGGCAACCGGAUUAAAUGAAAAACUAUUACUAACUUCUCUCUAUUCCUUUCACCUACUCACAAAAUCUAUGAUCUUGUUGAACAUAUAGCAUUUACCUGAACACUCUCACUAUCCAAUUGUACUGCGCGCCCAAGGCUUUCAUUCGUUUUAUUUAUACAAUCUGCACAUCAUGGCGGGGUCAGCAUUACAGAUCUCGAAGCCCAUGAGCAUCAAAGAGAUUUCCGCAAAAGCCUCAGACUUUGAAUUUAAUCCUACUAUCGCCUUAAAAUAUUGGUUAAGGACAGCCGAUACACUCUUAAGAGAGGUUAGUAAAAUGCUCAAUCACUUUGGAGUUCUUUUGAAUGCUGAUUUCCACAGGCACAUAUUUACCAAGCAGAAGACAACGAUCAACAAGCCUACCUUUUAUUCAUGCGAUACGCCGCUUUGGUUGCAGAAAAGCUACCAGAGCAUCCAUUUGCGAAAGACCCAGAAACUAGAAGUGGUUUAAGAGCAGCUCAGAAAUCCCUCCCGGAUGUUUUAGACAGACUAGAGAAGUUAAAGCCCGGGAUAAAUGCACGCUACAAUAACUGGCAGAGGACGCUGGAAAGAAGGAAAGAAAUUCAUACAGUACGAGAGAAUGAUAUAUUGCGACCAUCAUCUAGAGCAGAUUUGGCUGCUUCCGAUCCCGCGAUUGCCGGAAAUACAACUACUUUAGCGGCUGCGGAGAACGGGGAGCUGGCCGUGAGGUUGGCACAUAAAGAAAUAAAAAGGAGAAAUGCCGUGCGGCGUGCCACAAGGCAAGCAGGUGUUAGCGAAGAAGAAGAGCAGGAGAGACGUACGGCAGGACUGUGGGAUGAUUGGGAAGCAGCAUUAUCCAAAUCUGGUCGUAAUGAUGAGGAUGAUGACAUGCGCCGAAAUAUGGAAGCUUCAAGGAGGAGGUUGGACGGCUCACAUGAUAUUUCGCCCGAUGGAUUGAGGAGGAGAUCUGCAAAACCCCCUUCUCGACCUGCAAGAUAUGUGCAAACAGCGCCUAGGAAUGGUAGCAGCGAAUACCGAUAUCCGUCGAUUUCUAAGUCUCAACCUCUCAUCAUUGAUGACUCAAAACCAUACCCACCUCCCGAUUAUCUUCCUCCAAAACCACCUAAAGAAGAAGAGCCUGGGCCGCCAAGUUACGAAACACCUCCACCAAUACCUGAAAAACAAUCAUCACAUACGCGCGAGAGCUCAUCAUCUGAAAUGGUCGGCGAAGUUUCAAAAUUCACUUUUCGACCCUCCGCAUAUCUUGAAAAUGGUAAACCCCUUCGAACAGUUUUUCUUCCGCCUACAUUGCGACGAGAAUUCCUUGCCUGCGCAGCCUCAAAUACACGAGCGAACCUAGAAACUUGUGGAAUGUUAUGCGGAACGUUGAUAUCUAAUGCCCUCUUUGUUUCUCGACUCGUUGUUCCAGAACAGAAGAGUACCAGCGAUACGUGUGAAACAACUAAUGAGGGUGCUUUUUUCGAUUACUGUGCAUCUGAAGAUUUAAUGGUUCUAGGAUGGAUACAUACUCAUCCUACACAAAGCUGUUUCAUGAGUAGUCGAGAUUUACAUACACAUUGCGGAUAUCAAAUCAUGAUGCCGGAAAGUAUUGCAAUUGUUUGCGCACCGAGUAAAACUCCUUCGUAAGUAACCAUUUCUCUAUUUCCCCAUUGAUGAGGGGCAUGUACUGAUAGUAAAUAGAUGGGGAGUCUUCCGUUUAACUGACCCUCCAGGGAUGCCAGCUGUUUUAAAUUGUAAACAGACUGGACUUUUCCAUCCGCAUGAAGAAAGAAAUAUCUAUACGGAUGCACUUCGACCUGGUCAUGUAUUUGAGGCAGAAGGGCUAGAAUUUCAAGUCGUUGAUCAGCGACCAAAGCGGUAAUGACAUUGAUGAGGUCUAUAAUGAUGUCACGAGAAUAUAGUGAUGGUUUUGGUUGUUUGGCAGCGUAGGUGUUUAGGUGGACUAUGGUCAAAGAUAGAUAAAAGCUCUCGAUUCGAUGAUGGAAUCAUAUAUCAUCUUACAGUAAUCAUUUCUUGACAAAUUUUUUUAAUGAAUUUCUAUGUUUUUUCAUGGGCCAAUGGGGGUGUACCCCUGAAAUCGAACCUUGAGAAGCUUUUAUACA
Sclerotinia trifoliorum is the source of this 2180-nucleotide messenger RNA. The record is from the annotation of a GenBank genome assembly. Lineage: Eukaryota; Fungi; Ascomycota; Leotiomycetes; Helotiales; Sclerotiniaceae.